CAACUAUACUCAAAUCCAUACUCCACUGCCACACUUGACCUCCAAGGCUAGUUUUCCUCCCUCUCGGUAUCUCCCCGCAUUGCAGGUCGCUCCGAUCACUGCCAACGACACGAUAAGAUGAUUAGGCAACAGCGUCGAUCUGGUCAUGGAAGCCCUUACUUCGAAUCCUCUUGCACAGAGUCCGAGAAAAGUGACGCAGAAUCUGAAACCAAUAUGCCAACUCCGGAGCGUCCUUCAGUGUCAGGUAGACGCAACUCUCGAAUUUUCCUCGCUCAUAAACGUGGGCGUAACCGAAGGUUAUCAAUCGGUUCUAGCUCUACAUCCGAUGAUGACAGAGGAAGUCGGACUCGCUACACAAGGCAGAAAAAGAAGCCCAGACUAGGAAUACAGCCAGACAACAUGACAACGGUCAAAGGCUGGCAGAAUGACGCAGGCUUAAGCGACGCUGACGUGGGGGAUUCGACAACAGAUCCAGAUAUCGAGACGGAUAACACUUCAUCUGAUAGCGAUAGUGAUGGCUAUGCAGAAGGUACGAAGACUCAGAUUGCUUUUAUUAAGAAUCGUUGGGAAAGAUUCUGUCGGAAACAGCAUCAAAAACAGUAUAUCUCUCCCAAUUCGAGAUGGAAUGAGCCUCAGAACGCCCUUCGGGGGGCAGGAAAGAGAGAGUUUACUAAGUUUCUUUACUGGCUACUUCGAGUAGAGCGGGGUCAGGAUAGGCGACGGACAAAAGGUAUCCGGAGGGCUAGUACUCUUGGUACGUAUUGGAAGAACUUUCUUCGCUAUUACGAGAAAGCCAACGAGGACUCAAUGCCACAUGAUCUGGCACGAAGAAUGAGAAAGAGCAUUCGGAAGAUUGUGAAAACGAAAGGGUUGAUCACCGAUGAAAAAGAGAAGCCACCGCUAUAUAUUGAGGAUGUGGUUGUCUUGCAAGAAGCGGUUCUCCGUACGAUGGAAAAGCGGUUCUAUAUUGGACUUCAACGAAUGCAACAAUGCCUCUACAAUCUCAUGGCCUGCUUUACGGUGAAUCGAAUCAGUGCAAUGAGAAUGCUUCAAUACAAACACAUACAGUGCUCGAUCCAACGAGAUCCAAAAGGGGGGCCGCCCCGUAUUCUACUGGAGAUCACCUACGAGUUUGCUAAAAAGUAUCUUGGUGUGACACAAGGCAACACUUUCAUUAUUCCUGAGAUCAUCCAUGAUCCCUCGCUUAUGUUAAGCCCGCAUGAGUUUUUACUGGGUAUUCUCUUCGACGACGACGCUUUCCGUGCCCCUGCAAUAAGAUCCCGGGACGACCUAAGGAAACUUUGGCUAGAAGAUGGCCGGCAGCAGCUACAACUACCCCUGAAACACGAGAAGGCAGAUCAUUAUGUAUUCUGUAAGGUUGUGGCAACUCGCGGCGUUAUUCAGAUUGUGCGAGAUCAACCGAUCUCAUCCACAGCUCUAGGAAAGCAGUAUCAAACUUUCGGGGAAAUUGCCGGCUUUCCGAAUCUUUACACACAUUGCAACCGUUACGGUGGUGGGACGAUCCUCAACCAAAGUAGACUCGUGAGCGACGCACAACAAAACUUGAUCAUGAAACACGCCAGUACUCGAACGUUUUUGAACCAUUAUCUCCCACGUCGCAUCGGUACAGACAUGCAGGCCUUGAUGCGAGGUCUGGAACCUGACACAGCGAUGAUGAGAGCUGUCACUCGGAUGGGUAGAUGGGUUGAUACACGACGGCCUCGCGAACUUACUGAUGCUCAGAAAGCUAGUGUUGAAACAAUGCCGGAGCUGCAAGACGCGAUCUACAAACGUGACAGGUUUGCUCUCAGUCUGAAACAAAGCCGCAAGAAGAGCCGCACUGAACUGGAUCGGCAUGAACAACUCAAGAGGGAUGUAAUCAACACACGCAGUCGGCUCCUUUACAAUCUUCGCAAGCGUGUCCGGGAAGAAUUUGAUAGCAGUCAAGCAGUCGAGGAUAUUCAGCGACAGCUUGCUGCGGGAACAGCAGUUCAUGACGACAAAACCAAGGAGCGUUUGGUAGCUGAGGAAAACAUGCUGCCAGAGCAGAUUUUUCUUUUGGAAAAGCUGAUGACAUGGCCGACCUCGUUGUCAUUGGAGCGGGAGUGGAAGCGGCGCAACGAGGCAGUUGAAGCCGUUCGUAUGUACUGCCGUGUGCGAGAAGGUGGGCCUCGACGAGGACGAAGACCGAAGAACCCCACCUGUCGUGAUAGUCUUGCACCACACAGCGCCCCUACACCAGCUUCUACACAGAUCCCUAUGUCACGUUUGCCACGCGACGAUGCUUUACGAAGAGCAGAAAAGCAUAUCCAGGCCGCCGCCCGACCACUAGGAUGCUUCCAAUGUUUUGGAAACCUAGAAGAAUCGGAAGACCGUCGGAUGAAACAAUAUUCUCGGCAUAAACAUCUUCUUCGUCACUUUAGGACUACACAUCUGGAUGACCGUCACUGCAAGUACUGCAAAAUGUCAGUGGAGCAUGAAGAUGGUCUAAGGAGGCAUGCUCAUGAGAAGCAUAGAUUAAAGACUUAGGCCUUUCUGCUACCGUACGUUUUGAAAUUGGUGCAACCGCUGAAUGACAUGAUUGCUCUUUAGACUAAAAUCCCCUUGUAUAUAUUCAAAGUUCUUUCGAGAAUUAUGUAUGCAUUCUUCCAUACAUAGGUUACAAUAAUUUCAGGCGUGAACUCAUUUAUAAAUUCGAUAUAUCAGAC
This is a messenger RNA of Penicillium subrubescens, 2708 nucleotides long. RefSeq names its product DUF3435 domain-containing protein. Lineage: Eukaryota; Fungi; Ascomycota; Eurotiomycetes; Eurotiales; Aspergillaceae. Bases 118 to 2529 code for a protein of 803 amino acids. The record is from RefSeq and is a predicted model, not a curated record. The transcript is spliced from 5 exons.